AUGUCACAUUCGUCCGACAAAACAGCCGAAGCGCAGAUCCGGAGACGAACGAGACAGGCCUGUGAAGCGUGUAAACUGCGCAAACGAAAGUGCAAUGGCCGCGAGCCGUGUGACUCGUGCAUACGAUACGAGUACGAAUGUCACUAUGAGAACCACCCUCGAAAGAAGAAGAGGGCCAGGGCGAAAUCUAGGCGAGCCUCGUCGCCUUCACAGACGCUAUCAGAGUCGCCGGUCUCGGUUCCCUUGUUACAGCGCGUGCUCCCUGAGAGCCAAACGAGAUCAGACUGCGUGGAGGAGAAAUACAGGGAGUGCAACUCGGGCAUGGUAUUUCCCCAUGUUCUGGGUCUCAAACUCAACCCGGAGCAAGCGCCCAAGGUCCACGGCUUUGGCUGGAAUCUCGGUCUGGGUGGUCACCCAAAUCACUCGGAGAGAAGCAUCACCUGGACUCUCCCCAGGGCACAAUGGCAAAGGCUUUUCGAUGUCUACGAGGACAAGAUCCACCCGCUGUAUGGCUUUCUUGACCUGGAGACGGUCUUGGCCAAAGCUGCGAGGAGAUGGGAGGAUCCGUGCGUGACAAACGCGUACGAUCACGUCCUCUGCGGCAUCGCGGCUCUUGGAUCGUUUUUCUCGCGUCCCAACGCGAGCGAGCAGGAGCGACACCUCGUCGAGUGUGCCAAAGAUAUCAUGGAGAUGAGGAAUCUGUCCGCAAGCCCUUCUCUCGACGACGCAGAGGCCUGGCUGCUGCGCACAAUCUACCUUCGCGCGAGCAGUUUCCCCCACGCGGCCUGGAUGGCUAGUUGUACAAUGAUGCAUAUUUUGGAAGCCCUUGGCAUCCAUCAGGAGGCAGCUGCCGUUUCCUUGGUCUACUCUGACGCCGCAGUGCCAAAUAACAAUGUCGAGGGGAGAAGGAGGCUAUUUUGGCUCGCAAGGGCAUUGAACACCUGGAUAUCUGUCGAGUAUGGACGCACCAAGGUCAUAUUUCGAGGCGUGUCCUGUCAGAUACCGUCGGUGAGAGAAGGUGACUUGUCUACAGAUCUGGUUUCAUUAUUCCUCUUGUCAGAGCGCUUGGAACCGGAGCAUGACAACCGCCUCGACGUCCUGGAAGACUGCCUCAGCAACUUGGAAAACUCGCACUUCAGCUCGGACGCUCUGACUCUGUCUCAAUGUAUGGUUGCCUUUGGCAUCUACCGGCAACUGCGAAUGCUCAAUCCGAACCUCGAAGCCAAGAUUUCGGCCAAGUUGAUCGGGCUCGGGAAAAGAGGCCUCGAAGCCUCCUCGCGACUGGCCGACGCGCAUUGUCCCUGGUGGCACGUAUCCAACGUCCCUUUCCAAUUCACCUGUCUCUUGCUGGCAAUGGACACCAAGGAGUCUCUGACGCAUAUCCGGGACUCGAUAGCCACUCUGGGAAAAGUGGCGGACCGCUUUCCGACGCAAAUGACGCGAAGGGCGCUGGAGACUGUCCAACUCCUGGCCACACUUUCCCAGAAACGAAAGGAACACGACAUUGCCCUGUUAAAAGAAGGGAUUGAACUGCAAAGUUUGGGUCCAGCUGUGCGGAACCGGCAUCCUGUUCAGCCAGCAGAACGAGUGAACCUUACUUCCGAUCUCUCGGUCGCGGGCGCCGGCUUGCUUGACUUUUCUGAUCUGAGCGAUGUGGAUUGGAAUCUCCUUGCCAAUAACUCAUUCGAUCUGUCGGAUAUGUUCCCUGUGCCGGAGCAACGAGUCUAA
Messenger RNA from Fonsecaea multimorphosa CBS 102226, 1728 nucleotides. RefSeq lists its product as uncharacterized. Gene Ontology annotation, biological process: DNA-templated transcription; regulation of DNA-templated transcription; response to xenobiotic stimulus. The record is from RefSeq and is a predicted model, not a curated record. The transcript has a single exon. Gene Ontology annotation, molecular function: zinc ion binding; DNA binding; DNA-binding transcription factor activity, RNA polymerase II-specific. Lineage: Eukaryota; Fungi; Ascomycota; Eurotiomycetes; Chaetothyriales; Herpotrichiellaceae. The coding region runs from base 1 to 1728 and encodes 575 amino acids.